GCUGUUACCCUCCUGCAGGGCAAUGGGCCAGUCUGCGUGUUCCUCCCACUAUUUUCCACUGAGCGACAAGGCUGCACAUUGUGCACAGACCGGCCAGCCAGCCAGCCAGCCAGCCAGCCAAGGUUACACAGUCGGGUUCUCUCUCCCGCCUCUUAACGUAAGCAGUCCGACGCACACAGCCGCAUCUCUUCAUCCACACUCAACAUUUUGCUCUUUAUCUAACGCAACCGGACGGCUGAGUGACUUUAUGGUGACAAAUGGAGACCUUUAAUCAUAAACUGAACGCUUACUUUGAGACAUGGAUGGGUCCCAGAGAUCAGCGGGUGCAGGGAUGGCUGCUGCUCGACAACUACCCACCAACCUUUGCACUCACAGUCAUGUACCUUCUGAUCGUGUGGAUGGGGCCCAAGUACAUGAAACACAGGCAGCCGUACUCCUGCAGAGGCCUCCUGGUGCUCUACAAUCUGGGCCUCACAGUCUUGUCCUUGUACAUGUUCUAUGAGCUUGUUACUGCUGUGUGGUACGGUGGCUACAACUUCUACUGCCAGGACACUCACAGUGCAGAGGAAGCAGAUAAUAAGAUCAUAAAUGCCCUGUGGUGGUACUACUUCUCCAAGCUCAUUGAGUUCAUGGACACCUUUUUCUUCAUACUACGGAAGAAUAAUCACCAGAUGACGUUUCUUCACAUCUACCACCAUGCUACCAUGCUGAAUAUCUGGUGGUUUGUUGUGAACUGGGUACCCUGCGGCCAUACAUACUUCGGCCCCACCAUAAACAGCUUCGUCCACGUUGUGAUGUAUUCUUACUACGGUCUGUCAGCCAUCCCAGGUUUGCGGCCAUACCUGUGGUGGAAGAAGUACAUCACACAGUUACAGCUGAUCCAGUUCUUUUUAACCAUCUACCAGACGAUGUGUGCAGCCGUAUGGCCAUGUGGCUUUCCCAAGGGAUGGCUGUACUCCCAAACAAGUUACAUGGUCACACUCAUUUUAUUUUUCUUAAACUUCUACAUUAAGACUUACAAGAAGCACAGCGGUUCUCUGAAGAAGGAGCAUCACAACGGCUCUCCUGUAUCAACAAAUGGAAACGCAAAGGCGACACCAUCUCUGGAGCACACUGCACACAAGAAACUGAGGGUGGAUUGACAUUUGAGAAAGCCUCACCUCAUUCUCACUGUAGCGUGUUAGCUAAUGCUGCUAAGAGGUAUAUGGAUCUUCUUAUCUAGAAUAGUUGAGCACUCACUUGAGAUGAAAUAAGCCAUAGUUACAUAAAUGGAGAUAAUUUCCAUGUUUUUGAACACGUUCCUACACAUUGAUUAUAUUAAUUAAUAUAGUAUUAAUUUAUUAAUAUA
Molecule: messenger RNA, 1348 nt
Organism: Perca flavescens (yellow perch)
Lineage: Eukaryota; Metazoa; Chordata; Actinopteri; Perciformes; Percidae
Gene: elovl5
Product: ELOVL fatty acid elongase 5
Exons: 8
Coding region: 258-1142 (294 amino acids)
Biological process (GO): fatty acid elongation, polyunsaturated fatty acid; sphingolipid biosynthetic process; very long-chain fatty acid biosynthetic process
Cellular component (GO): endoplasmic reticulum membrane; endoplasmic reticulum
Molecular function (GO): fatty acid elongase activity
Source: RefSeq, a predicted model, not a curated record